Toxotes jaculatrix (banded archerfish) is the source of this 1831-nucleotide messenger RNA. Its product is annotated as tetratricopeptide repeat protein 39B-like. The transcript is spliced from 18 exons. Gene Ontology annotation, molecular function: protein binding. Lineage: Eukaryota; Metazoa; Chordata; Actinopteri; Toxotidae. The record is from RefSeq and is a predicted model, not a curated record. The coding region runs from base 80 to 1831 and encodes 583 amino acids.
ACAGCGCUUUCACUGCAAACGUAAAUCCUACUGUUUAGCGACAUUUGGUGUAACUUCUUGUCAUCUCACUCAGCAUCAAAUGGAGACGACAGUCAGCUCACUACGACAGGUGGACCUAAACCAUACCAGUGAGGAUUCAGUAUCACCUAAAAUGGAUCUAGAGACUGCGCUGAAGGACUGCUCCACCGCCCUGGAUCUUUUUCUGAACAAUAGGUUCGCUGAUGCUUUGGCUUUUUUACAACCCUGGAAGAGUCAGAGCAUGUACCAUGCAAUGGGCUACAGUAGCAUCUUGGUGAUGCAGGCAGGGAUGACCUUUGAUCCUAAGGACAUGGAUGCUGCCAUGACGUCAUUGAGAGAAUCACUGCAGACAUGCCAGAGAUUUCGGAAGAAAACUGGAAUAGUCGAGACUCUGACCAGCCUGUGGUAUAGACAACCAGCUGACAAUCUGACAGAGGAAGAGAUGCAUGCAGAGCUGUGCUAUGCUGAGGUUCUGCUGCAGAAGGCAACUCUCACAUUCCUGGAUGAGAGUAUAAUCGGCUUCAUCAAAGGAGGGAUGAGAAUCCGAAACAGUUAUCAGAUUUACAAGGAUUGCCAGGCCAUGGCAAAUGUCACAGAAGGCGGGGAAAAGCAGAAGAGUACACACAUUCACUUUAGGGGCGGUGUCAACAUGGGCAUUGGAUCAUUUAACCUGAUGCUGUCUCUGCUUCCAUCCAGAGUCCUCAGACUCAUGGAGUUUUUGGGCUUCUCAGGAGACAGGGAGUUGGGUUUGUCAGAGUUGAGAGAGGGAGCAGCUAGCAACAGCCUGCGCUCUAUCCUCAGCACCCUGACUCUGCUGAUGUUCCAUCUCUACAUCACAGUGAUACUUGGUACCAGUGAUGGAAACCUUGCUGAGGCUGAAGCUCUGCUCAAACCCUACAUUGAGAAGUUCCCAAAUGGAGCCCUCAUUCUUUUCUACAUCGCAAGAAUUGCUUUGCUCAAAGGAAACUUCACAUUUGCCCAGGAGAAGUUCCUGGCAUGCAUCGCAGCACAGGAAGAGUGGCGUCAGAUUCACCACCUGUGUUACUGGGAGCUGAUGUGGGCUUACUCGUUUGAACAAAACUGGAAGGAGGCUUAUCGAUACGCCGACCUCCUCUGCAAGGAGAGCAAGUGGUCCCAGGCCAUCUAUGUAUUCCAGAAAGCUUCCAUCUUGAGCAUGCUCCCAGAGGAAGAAGUGACUAAACUGGGAGAAAACGUGGUGGAAUUAUUCAGGCAGGUGGAGGGUCUCCGUUUGAGAAUUGCUGGGAAAUCGAUUCCAACGGAGAAGUUUGCAGCGAAGAAGGCCCAGCGAUACGCUUCCUCAAACCCUGUGAAAUUAGUCGUCCCCGCUUUGGAAAUGAUGUAUGUGUGGAAUGGCUUCACAAUAGUUGGCAAAAGACCUGAGCUGACUGAAAGCAUCUUGACCACUUUGGAGAAAGCAGAGGAGCAGCUCAGAGAUGAUCCAAACCCAUCGGAGUAUCACCUGGAUGACCAGUGUAUUGUCCAGCUGCUGAAGGGCUUGUGUCUAAGACAGCUGGGCCGUCUGGUCCAAGCUGAGCUCUGCUUCAAGCAUGUCAUUUCCAGUGAAAAUAAUAUCAAGCAUGAAAACUAUCUGGUGCCAUAUACCAUGUAUGAGCUGGGCCUGUUGCACAAGCAGAAAGGUGACAUCAGUGCUGCUAUCACAGUGAUUGAAAAUGCCAAGAUGAACUACAAAGACUACAGCAUGGAGUCAAGGCUACACUUCCGCAUCCAUGCAGCACUCAACACAAUGGGCUCCUUCUCAGCCAAACUUCCCCCUUCACGUACACCAGCUUAA